AUGUCAGAGCUUCGUAAGAAAUGGUUUGCCGAAUCAAAAGUUACAACACCUGUAGCAUCUGCAACUAAUAAUCAAAUGUCUUUCCCUUGGGGUAUAAAUAAUUAUGAAAAAUCAAAAACUGGUUCAAACAAUGAAGAAAAACAAAAUGAAGCAGGAUAUUCAAAUAAUCCAAGUUUACACUUUAAUUUUUCCUUGAGUAAUACCUGGUCUGAACAGCGUCAAGAUAUUAGUCGUUUACUUCUUAAACGUAAACUCAACACUACAUUUGUUGCUUUGUCGGCUUCCCAAGAUUUGACUCAAGUCAUUAUAGCUGGACGUGAUGCAUUGAAGAUUUUACGAAUACCAGACUGGUCAAUUAUUGAUGAGAAUCAUUUAAGAGUUAAAACAAAUAAUCGAUAUAGCAUAUGUGAUGUGAAAUGGGGAAAUAAUGAAUUAAGUGAACAUCGACGUGCUGUUAAUCGAAUAUGCUUUAAUCCAUCUCAAGGAUCAAUGCUUUUAAGUGCUUCACAUGAUGGAACAAUGAAAUUAUGGGACCUUAGAGAUCCAACAUUGGCAAAAUUUACAUUUGAAGGAAAAUCUGAGGGUGUUCGUGAUGCACAGUUUAAUGCUUUAUAUCAAUAUGAUAUUGCUGCUGCUUUUGAAAAUGGAACCAUUCAGAAAUGGGAUAUUAGAAAACCGAAUGUAUGUGAAAGAAAAUUUAAUGCACAUGUUGGAUCAGUUCUUGCUAUUGAUUGGCAUUCUGAAGGGAGAAUAUUAGCAAGUGGUGGUCGUGAUAAAGCUAUUAAAAUAUGGGAUAUGAGUCAAGAUAUUAGAAAAGCAAGGGAUGUUAUUCAAAGUAUGGCCGGUAUAACACGUGUUCAAUGGCGUCCCGAUCAUCCUGAUGAAAUUGCAUCAUGUGCAAUGAUGAGUGAUAAUCGAAUUUUUGUAUGGAAUUUGAAAAGGCCAUAUGUAUCGAGUUAUUUCUUUGAAGAACAUCGAGAUGUGCCAACGGAUAAAUGUUUUAUUCAACAAGACAUUAAAAUUUCUUGUCAGACUUUAGGUCUGCUAAGCAAAAGUGGAAUGGGUUGGAGUGUAUAUGAUAAUAUUGCAUUUGCUAUUGAUAACUCCAACGAAAUGUCCGAAGACCAGCAAGUAUUCUGUGUAAAUAAAUCAUCCAGAUCGUUACCUUAUUCAAAUCGUAGAACACAAAGAAGGAUUCCUAACUUUGAGGCUAACGUAUUAUGUCAGCAAAAAACUGGUGUAGCUUCACUUCCCACAUUCGAUCACAAAUCGUUUUCAUAUCUCGCUGAAAAUUAUAAAAUAUCCGAUCCUGAUAUAUGGACUGCAUGUGAACAUAAUUCUAAAGUUGCAUGGGAAGCACAACGGUUUAGAACUGCACAAACUUGGAAAAUUGUGCAACUUUUAUAUACGAAAGAAGCAAAUGAUACAACCAAAUCAGAGAAUACACCAAAUGAAAAUGAAAAUGUUGAUAAUUUUAUUAAGAAAUCGGGUAGACCAAAUGAUUUAACCGAACCGAGUUCUGAUACCGUUAUAGAUGAUGUUGAAUCAUCUGAUGAAACUGAAGAUUCUUGUGAUGAUGAACCUCAUCCGAAAAAAUAUUCAAUAAGUUCGAACGAUUUACCUAAGAAUACUAACCAAGUUGUUCAGCUAGAAUUUAAACCUUUGGUGCGGACAUCAUGGAAUAAAGAACCAAUGAUGACUCGACUUUUGGACUACUAUUCUGAGCAGGAAUGGUUUGCUACAAACGAACAUUGUCCUACGGGAUGUGGACAUCUCUGUUCACCUAAAAAUUAUCGAACUUAA
Diversispora eburnea is the source of this 1803-nucleotide messenger RNA. The record is from the annotation of a GenBank genome assembly. Lineage: Eukaryota; Fungi; Glomeromycota; Glomeromycetes; Diversisporales; Diversisporaceae.